Molecule: messenger RNA, 447 nt
Organism: Telopea speciosissima
Lineage: Eukaryota; Viridiplantae; Streptophyta; Magnoliopsida; Proteales; Proteaceae
Product: oleosin 5-like
Exons: 1
Coding region: 1-447 (148 amino acids)
Biological process (GO): lipid storage
Cellular component (GO): membrane; monolayer-surrounded lipid storage body
Source: RefSeq, a predicted model, not a curated record
AUGUCCGUUCAGGAUCAGGAGAUAUCCUCACUUAUAGUGCCCUAUGACGAAGCAGCAGAACAUGUCAAAGGGACCCGAACCGGCACCAGAGGGACAUCGACGGCCCUUUACGCAACGCUCGCAGGCAUAAUGAUUGGAUGUCCGCUUCUGUGUAUGAUGGGGUUCAGCUUUACUGCGUCGGCUGCGAUACUUCUUAUAACCUCUCCACUGCUCUUCAUCUUCAGUCCUCUCUUGAUCUCCGCAGCUUUUGUCCUCGUAGCUGCCAUGGCAGGUUUCGCUGCUGCGGCCACCUUGGGUUUAGCUGGAAUCUGGAUGUUCCGUUUUAUGAUUCGAGCGAAAAGCACCACUAUUGGAUCUGUACCCUCAUCCGACGGUGAUGGGAGUCCCGUGGGGAUUGUGUCCACGGAAAAUCCAAAUCCGACGGUGGAUGGUAGGAUGAUAGAGUAG